This is a messenger RNA of Nicrophorus vespilloides, 560 nucleotides long. RefSeq lists its product as uncharacterized. The record is from RefSeq and is a predicted model, not a curated record. The coding region runs from base 23 to 538 and encodes 171 amino acids. The transcript has 2 exons. Lineage: Eukaryota; Metazoa; Arthropoda; Insecta; Coleoptera; Silphidae.
UAAGCAUCACGUUGUUAAUGUGAUGAACAACCACGACGCUUAUAAACAUUCGAAAUACUCUGUUGUAAUUCAUGGAGAUUCUUGGAAGAACAACAUCAUGAUUAAUGAUCAAUCUACGAUCCGUUUCAUUGAUUUUCAACAGGCCAGGAUUGGUUCAGUUGUCCAAGAUUUGAGUUACUUCUUCUACACAUGUUGCGAAAAGGAUGAUUACGAGUUGGUUUGGUAUUACUUGAAGCUGUACCACGAUUAUCUGUUGGAGGAGAUGAAUUUGUUAGGUGCCGAUACAGAAAUAUUCACAUUUGAAUCGUUGAUGUGCGAAUGGAAGAAAUUCGCUUGUUACGGUUUCGGCAUGUCCGUAGUCGUUCUGCACGGACUUUGCAGUUUACCAGAAGAAUUCCCAAGUUUCGCAAAAGUCUUAGACAAAGGUGAAAACAUUUUUCGCUCUUUAAACUUUACAUCGAAACUCGAAGACACCUACUUCGAAAAACUGUGCGCGCUCAUCCAUCAUUUCAUUGAAUUAAACUUGUUUCCAAAAUAAUCAAAACGCAAAAAAAAUAAAG